This is a messenger RNA of Microstroma glucosiphilum, 1643 nucleotides long. RefSeq names its product Rad1-domain-containing protein. Bases 68 to 1471 code for a protein of 467 amino acids. Gene Ontology annotation, cellular component: checkpoint clamp complex. Gene Ontology annotation, biological process: DNA repair; DNA damage checkpoint signaling. Lineage: Eukaryota; Fungi; Basidiomycota; Exobasidiomycetes; Microstromatales; Microstromataceae. The record is from RefSeq and is a predicted model, not a curated record. The transcript is spliced from 3 exons.
AUUCAUCCUUCCUCACAAGCAACACACCAUGGUACGUCGGUGAACGUCGUAGAGUGGGAUUGUGACCAUGCCACCGAUGGCUUCUUUCGCAUCAGCUGACGUCUCUUCGGCCUCGCGGUCGCGCUCGAGGGCCGAAGUUCUGCGAGCAGAGAUCAGCGAUGUGGCCGUGCUGGGGACGCUGCUGCGACCCAUAGCCUUUGCAGCCGUGGCCACCUUCUCGGUCAGCGAGGCAGGACUGCAAGUCACAACAGAGGCAGAUCGCUCCGUACAGGCCAUUGCGUACGCAUCACAGGCCAUCUUCUCCCGCUUCUACUUCGAAGCGCCGCCGGACCAGCAGCCCCCCGCGUCCAAUGCAUCAUCUGCUCUUGACGCACCUCCUCCAUCGCUGGACUUCGACCUCAAUCUCCAUACGCUGCUGGAAUGUCUGAACGUCUUUGGAGGAGCUCCUACGGGCAACUCGUUCACCAGCAAACGAGAUCAGCCUAAAGAUCGCUUCGCAAGAGGAGGCAGCCCGCGCUGGAGGGACGAUGAGGAGGAGCCACGAACGGGGGCAUUCAGAGGGCCACACCCAGGCAGGGAGGAAAGCAAGGCAACUUCAAUGAGGAUGAGUUGGCGGGGGACCGGCUACCCGCUCAUCUUGCUACUGGAGGAACAAGAUGUCACAACACGCUGUGAGCUCGCCACUUUUGAACCAGGGUACAAUCUCGGGCUCGUGUACUCGCACGAGGACACCCAGGCUCAAGCCAUCAUGACUUCGGAGUACCUUCUCGACGCUCUGCAGUCAAUCGAUCGGUCGUCCUGCAGCAAAGUCACACUGCUCUUCAGCAACUCCUAUACGAUCUCUCGCGGGCGCAAGAGGCAAGGCAGGACCAGUAGCAGUCAGAGCGUUGGACUGGGCAUGACGUCCUCGGCCGACAGUGCAGGAUUGGGUCAACCGAUAUUCAAGAUCUCUUCCGAUGGCGACUUUGGUACUGCCGAGACCGAAUUCCCCAAUGAUGUCUCCGUUCUUGAAAAGUUCACCUGCGCAAAAGAGACGAUAAAUUCGUACCGCUGGUCCCACUUCUCCCGUCUACUCAAAGCUCUGCACUACUCUAUCAGAGCCUCCAUACGUGUCAGUGAUGCGGGCCUGCUGUGUAUCCAGCUAAUGAUGCCAAAGGGCACAGGUCAGACGAGUGGGCCAGUCAGCAAGGGUGGGGCUGCUGGCGGAGCAGGGCAAGCAGCAGGCAAGGGUCAGAAGGAUCUAGCUAGUGCGGUACAAGGGCAUGGCUUUCUCGAAUUUCUGAUCGCACCUCUCGACUUAGACGAAGGGUCAGUAGAACGCGAGGAAGAGGAGAGCAGAGAAGAGGAAGACGCAGAAGACAGAGACGAGACAAGCCUCGAAGACUCCACCAGACAAGGAUCUCAACUGGGCAAGCGUAGUCGGGAUGUGGGCGAUGAGACAAGCUUUGACGAGGAUGGUCUGUCAGAUUGACACAAUGACAGACGCUGUUCGGUAUGCACAUGUAAAUUCAAUUGUAACAACAGGAAAGCGACAUGAGGGGCGUGAACACGAUGCCAAUGCGUACGGGAAGGUAGAGCGAGUGCUGGGUAAGGGUGAUCUCCAAAACUUGCAAAACAGAUGUUUCAUCUCACGAGUCAUCCAC